Molecule: messenger RNA, 549 nt
Organism: Hibiscus syriacus
Lineage: Eukaryota; Viridiplantae; Streptophyta; Magnoliopsida; Malvales; Malvaceae
Exons: 2
Coding region: 1-549 (182 amino acids)
Source: RefSeq, a predicted model, not a curated record
AUGGUGAAGGAUGUAGAGCGGAUGAAGAUGGGGACAACAUCAAUAUCGUCAUUAUGCGAGUUUGAAACGGAAGAGUUGCAACGGAUGCCAUUGGUGCCUCCGCCAUUGAUGAAAAACUGGAGGUAUUUGUCAAAGCAGUUGUCGCUGGGCGAAACGUCUCGGGAGAUGGCUUGGGAGAGAAGGCGGCGCCAGAUUCUUCGUCAGCAGAGAGGGAAAAAUGGGUUGACUGAUGAUGAUUUGCAUGAACUUAGAGGUUGCAUUGAGCUUGGAUUUGGAUUCAACGAAGAAGAUGGUCAGAAACUGUGCAUCACGUUGCCUGCUUUGGACCUUUAUUUCGCCGUAAACCGUCAGCUUUCGCCUAGUCCACCUGAAAGCGGACGUUCUUCAUCUACUUCUUCACUUGGUGGCAGAUCAUCGUCUUUUGACAGAUCUGUAAGUGAGCCAGCUGAUUGGAAAAUUUGCAGUCCACGGAAUAAUCCACAACAAGUGAAGACUAAGCUAAGAAAUUGGGCUCAGGCUGUGGUAUGUUCUCUGAUGCAAUCGUAUUAA